Misgurnus anguillicaudatus (oriental weatherfish) is the source of this 1596-nucleotide messenger RNA. NCBI's taxonomy places the organism in Eukaryota, Metazoa, Chordata, Actinopteri, Cypriniformes, Cobitidae. The record is from RefSeq and is a predicted model, not a curated record.
GCUGUACACACACAGAUUGAACUUUGAACAGUGUGGCUAUGAUGACGUGACUGAUAAACACACAUUUCUGAGGCAUAGAAGGGAGAGAUAAACCUCAAGCCAUGUAGAUUUUCAUUUCAGCUGUACCUUGAGGAAUCCAGCUGUUGUUAUCUGUCUGGAUUAUAAAAAACUGGAUUAACUUCUCAAGUUCACAAGACCAUGACUAUCGGCAGAAGCUCCAAGAAAAACAAGGCCCCUCGUUCUCCUCCUUUUCUGGACAAGGCUAACGGAUUCUACGGCCGUCUGGAUGAGAUAGGAGGAGAUGAUGUACAGGUCGAGGGUAUGAUCGCUGAAGACCAAAUGGGAACCUCGAACGGAGGAGAGAACCAGACAGGGCCGGACAACACAUCGGGCUGGAUGGAAGAGGAGGACCAUGCGAUUGACUUUAACCAGGGAAUGAUGGAUGACGAUGGUACCACCUUACUGAAGAGAAAGCCAAGCAGACUAAGUCGCCGCUGGAGCAGAAAAAGUUCAAGGAAGCCUAAAUCUUCCCCAGGAAGCGCUGAGAGUGAAAACAAAGAGAUGCCACCAGCAGCCCAAAGUCUGGAGGCAACAAACAGCGGAGAACCAGAAAUGGUCCACUUUUUUAUCAAAGAGCAUGCGGAUGAUCAGAUACUGAUUUCAAGAAAGAACGAACGGGAAAAGGAGCAGGAAGAUGCAAGAAAAAAUACGGAAGGGAAAUUGAAUGGAGAUUCAACAGAGAUUGUAAAGAGGAACACUCUCAACAAUUAUUGCAAGGCUGUUGACAGAGCUUUCCGUCGAGGAUGGGAGACUUUCAUUACCAAUCUGUAUAGUGUGACCCUGACACCGAUCUCAUCAACUUCAUCUUCAUCAACAUCAUCUUCAUCAGUCAAAUCCAAACUGGACAGGAAUCGUGCUUUAGCAGAGUUUAGAUAAAAGCAGACUGAUUGUAAUUUAAAAUCUAGCCGUAUAUUUGUUUAAUUUAAAUGCACUUUGAUAUUUAAUAUGCCUUUAUCUUUGUGUAGAACUGAUCAGCACUUAAUUUGUUUUAGAUUGAUCACGUAACCAGACAAAGGGGGUCAAUAUGUUUCAUCAGUUUAUUAAGUUAUUGCAGUAUAGGGGCAUGUUGCUGAUCUUUGUUCCCUCAUGGGAAAACAUGAGGCCUGUGCCCUUGAUAAUCUCAUAUGGAAAGAUUUUUUAAGUCCGGAUUGGAUUAUUUUUUUGAGCUGUGAACAUUAUUGUGGCGUUUCUGUACUGUGGCCUUGAACUUGUAUUUUUUCCAAAUACGAUGUAAGGGUAAACUUUAACAAAACAAUUCUGGGAGCUCAAAAAGCUUUAAAGAAAUGAUUUCAACAGAUACAACAUCAUUGGCAGUGAAGUAUGUAAUAAAACUGAGCCACUGAAAUGAAGUAAAGAUGUUAGACUGUGUUCUGUAGACUUAUUUCACUCUGCAAUCUUCUAAUUCACCAGUGUGAUGUUAGAAAACUGUGGCUAUGUAUGUUUUAAAGGUGUUUGUCUUUUUGUUGUAAUGUCCUGUUUUAAAUGCUUUGUCACAUCAAGGCAAUACUUAUAAUUAAAAAGCAAAGAGAAAAACAA